AUGAAACCUACACCGGAGAAACUGGUGGCCGAGACGGUGGAAAUUACUGCGCAUCUCAACUUGAAUAGUCCAGAAGACGCAGAACUGGCAGAUAUGCGAGGAACGUUGCGCGAUUUUACAAUGAUGCUAAAGAUGCUGAACAUCCGGUUCAUAGAGUUCUGUCAUUUUGGUAAAGAAUCCUUUUUGAAGACGGCUAUACGCCUGUGGCUGAAAUUCUUCACUUCAUUUGCUCUAGCUUUUCCCCCGUGGGGAGGUUUUAGAAUCUCCAAUGACAAUCUUGUCCUCUUUCCAUAUCCACCAAGCUUGACGGUCGAAGUUCAGUUGAUGUCUGAUAACUCACUGGCUCGAAUCGUGUUUAUGGCCAGCAGUAAUUUUCCUGAGAUUCAAUCUGAUAUCCGUUGCUUCACUGAAGCUGGUGGUGCCGCGGCAUCGUUGAAAUUUCUGGUGCUGUACAAAGAUGUAACGAUUUCCCAUGACCAUGUUUCCCACAACCAGAAAUUUUACACCACAUUGCGUGAUACCACCAACCGAGUCGUCUUGCUUGUUGCUUACAGCACGGCGGCCUAUUGUGCAACUGAUUAA
This is a messenger RNA of Opisthorchis viverrini, 582 nucleotides long. RefSeq lists its product as hypothetical. The transcript has 6 exons. The coding region runs from base 1 to 582 and encodes 193 amino acids. The record is from RefSeq and is a predicted model, not a curated record. NCBI's taxonomy places the organism in Eukaryota, Metazoa, Platyhelminthes, Trematoda, Opisthorchiida, Opisthorchiidae.